CGUGAUCUACUGGUUGGUGACCAUGGACCUAGAUGGUGAUGGGAAUUUUGGGUGUGUCUUUACUAAGGGAGCCCUGGAACAUACACAUUGGCUGAUGCCCUGUGCAACCUGAGCCUGGGAGGGGGUUUUACCAGGUGACACUUUUUGCCAGGGAAGCAGGGCAAAGUCCAGAGGAGGGAUCUGGCUGGAGGCUGGGACCAGGCUGCUGGGGUUUGAGGCCAGGCACUGCUUGGUGUGCGCACAGAGCGACAGGGAGGGACCAUCCCAGGUGAGGUGGAGCCUGUUUUCCUGAGCCUUGUGGGAACCUGCCGCAGCUUCUCUGUCCCAUGGUGCUUUCUGAGAUGACCUCCAAUUGCACCCCGGGUGUCUCGGCGGUCCCUGUCUUCGUGGGGCUCUACACCAUCAUCUUCACACUGGGGCUGGUGCUCAACCUGGUCGCGCUCUACAUCUUCUGCUGCUGCAGCAGCGUGUGCUCCCUCACCACGGUCUACAUGAAGAACCUGGCCGUGUCCGACCUGCUGCUGGUGGUCUCGCUGCCUGUCCGCAUCUACUACUACAGCAAGCAGCCCUGCCUGGGACGCCAGGUCUGCGAGCUCACGGGCCUGCUGCUGCUACUCAACAUGUAUGGCAGCAUCUUCCUGCUCACCUGCAUCAGCUGGGAUCGCUGCAUGGCCGUCUGCUUCCCCAUGCAUGCCCGGGUCAAGGCGCUGCGCAAGCAGGCCAAGUACAUCUGCCUGGGCGUCUGGCUGGUGAGCUGUGCUGGCACUGUGCCCACCUACUUCACCCAGAAAGACCAUAAUAACUUCACUUCCUGCUUUGACAGCCGGCCUCAGUACGUCACCCAGCGCGGCGUCUCCUUUGCCAUGAUGUUCUGCUUUGCUGUGCUGCUCCUGGUCAUGAUGCUGUGCUCCUGGGCUCUGCUGCGGGCUGUGCGCCGCAGUGCGGCCGCCCGCAUGGAACUGGUCAACAGCGCCAAGAUCCGCAGCAUGAUCGUGGCCAACGUCACCAUCUUCCUGGGCUGCUUCCUGCCUUUCCAUCUGGUGCUGCUCUGCUACCAGGUGCAGGACCUGCAGAGUGAAGCGCUGGACGUAGCCUACCGCUGCACCUUGCUAGUUGCCUCGGCCAAUGCCGCUCUGGACCCGCUGGCCUAUUACUUUGCCACUGAGACCUUCCAGCGCAUGAUGGUGAUUGACAAUCUACGGGCCUGGGGCUUGCUUGGCGACAGCACUGAGGGCCAUAGCCGCUCCCAGACAACCCUAGGCCAGUGCAUCUACCUGCAAAACAUCAUGGUCCUGCCGAGCAGCAGUCCACUGGUGGGCAGCCCCAGCAGGGGGUCCCAGAACUAAUGGGCUGGGCUGCAUAACAAGGGCAUUUCUAGGGCACUGCUGAGAGGGUCAGAUCAGGGCAAAUUGCUUAGAGACAGGGCUACUUGCAGCCCAGGACUGGGGCUCUGCCUCCCUAUGGCACCGAACCAGGCCCAGAGCGCCUCUGUUUGCCACUCUGGCCAGCUGGAAGUCACACAAACAAUCCCCUUAGACAUUGCAGCUUUCCCGAGCCACCACAGAUGUGAGGUACUGAAAACCAGUCUCCCCAAAUCCAAACAGUUUCUUCCGACCAGCCACACUCCCAGGACUAUUUAUGCCUCAGCUCUUGCCCAAAAGAAUCUAACUUCUAAGGGUUUAUUCACAAAAAGAGAGAAAGAAAAGAUUAAAGUUCUAAAAGGAAUCGAACACACCCACCGAUUGCACAGUGCUUGGUGCAGGCCCAUAGCAGAGAUAGGAUAGUCUGAUAUUUUAGAUCAAAUCUCUGGAACACAUCCUCUGUUGGGAUGGGUCAUUCGUCCUUCUGGGCUUCAGUUCACAGCUGAGACCCUUCAGAGGCGAUGAGCUGGCUUGAAGACAGGAUUGAAGACAAAUGGAGGCUCCUCCAGGGCUUUUCUAAUACCCUUGCCCACGUGGAGGGACUCCCAUUGUUCUUGCUAAGUGAAAGCAUGUCCCUAAGAUAGAGUUUGUCACAUGAACCAAUCACUGUCCAUGUCCUUCUUAGACAAGUGGCCAUUGUGAACAUGCCGAGAUGAGUAGUCACAGCAAAGCUCAGCCGAGGUGGAUCGGCACCAUUGAGGUGCAUUGUCAGCAAAGCACCCCUAGUCACUUGGCUGGCCACCCUUUCACAAUAGGUGGGUCAAGUCUGGUGGUGUCUCCCAGGAGCAAAUAUUUGAAAUACAAGUACAGCCACGAUACUCAUAAUGUCACAUACAGAAAGAAGUCCUGUCUAUGAGCAGCACAAUUAGAAUCAGUGAAUUGUCGUCUCUCACUAGAUAACUCACUAGGCUCACUUUGUACAAGCUUUGGUGCAAACACAGAACAGUGAUUGCAACAAUCAUAAACUCAUGGGGCUGGAAGAGACCUCAGGAGUCAUUGAGUCCAGCCCCCUGCC
Pelodiscus sinensis (Chinese soft-shelled turtle) is the source of this 2436-nucleotide messenger RNA. NCBI's taxonomy places the organism in Eukaryota, Metazoa, Chordata, Testudines, Trionychidae. The record is from RefSeq and is a predicted model, not a curated record.